Neoarius graeffei (lesser salmon catfish) is the source of this 1716-nucleotide messenger RNA. It is a transcript of the gene plrg1, whose product is annotated as pleiotropic regulator 1. Gene Ontology annotation, cellular component: Prp19 complex; catalytic step 2 spliceosome; precatalytic spliceosome. The record is from RefSeq and is a predicted model, not a curated record. Lineage: Eukaryota; Metazoa; Chordata; Actinopteri; Siluriformes; Ariidae. Gene Ontology annotation, molecular function: protein binding. The coding region runs from base 98 to 1642 and encodes 514 amino acids. The transcript has 15 exons. Gene Ontology annotation, biological process: mRNA splicing, via spliceosome.
CAAUCACUUCCGGAGUAUUGUGUUUUCUUCGCGCGGUGUGUUCCCUUUUGAUUUCAGCUUCAAGUUACUGAGUUGAAGAAGGAGAACGACAUCAAACAUGACAGAGGAGGUGCAGAAGCACUCGGUGCACACGCUGGUGUUCAGGUCUCUGAAGCGCAGCCAUGACAUGUUUGUGUCUGAUCACGCCAAACAGGUCUCUUUGGACGAGGAGAGCCAUAAGCUGAAGAUGGCCGCUAAGCUGAGAGCGGAGUACGGCCCAGUGUUGCACAUGCCAGUCCUCAAAGAAGGGAAAAGCAAAGUGCCUCCAAACGCCAUGGAUCCAUACAGCACAUUGGGCUACACGUCAGCCGAGACUGAUCCAGAGUAUCUCAUCACAGGAACACACCCAUACCCAUCUGCCCCAGGAGUUGCCCUCACCACUGACACUCAGCUGCAGAAGAUGCCCAGCGAAGCCGCAGUUCACUCCAUGGCGCUGGCUCUGCCUCCGUCUCAAGCAAGGCAGGACAUGGCUCGAACUGCAGCAAGCGUUGGAGAUAUCCACAGACACGCCGGGGCAGCAGAGCGAUCCCAACCACCACAACACACACUGGCAUUAAUGGAAGGGGGAGGGACAAAGAAUUCAACGCUGAUUCCUCGAAAAGCUCCAACAAUGCCCAAACCGCAGUGGCACCCACCAUGGAAACUCUACCGGGUGAUCAGUGGCCAUCUGGGCUGGGUCAGGUGUUUAGCAGUGGAGCCUGGAAACCAGUGGUUUGUUACUGGAUCUGCAGACAGGACCAUAAAGAUCUGGGAUCUGGCGAGUGGGAAGCUGAAGCUCUCACUAACAGGUCACAUCAGUACAGUAAGAGGGGUGGCUGUGAGCUCACGCAGCCCAUAUCUGUUCUCCUGUGGAGAGGACAAACAGGUCAAGUGCUGGGAUCUGGAGUACAACAAGGUUAUCCGUCACUACCACGGUCACCUGAGCGCUGUUUAUGACCUGGACCUCCAUCCCACUAUUGACGUCCUGGUGACGUGCAGUCGUGAUGCUACAGCCAGAGUUUGGGACAUUAGAACCAAAGCUAACGCCCACACUCUGACUGGCCACACCAACACGGUUGCCACGGUGAAGUGUCAGAGUGUCGAGCCUCAAAUAAUCACAGGGAGCCACGACACCACAAUCAGACUGUGGGAUCUGAUUGCUGGGAAGACGAGAGCCACGCUGACCAAUCACAAGAAGUCUGUCCGAGCACUGGUGCUGCAUCCGCGACAAUACACGUUUGCCUCGGGAUCCCCAGACAACAUCAAGCAGUGGAAAUUUCCAGAUGGGAACUUCAUCCAGAAUCUGUCGGGACACAACGCCAUUAUUAACACACUCACAGUGAACUCUGAUGGAGUUCUGGUUUCUGGAGCCGAUAACGGUACGAUCCACCUGUGGGACUGGAGGACGGGGUACAAUUUCCAGCGGAUCCAUGCAGCCGUGCAGCCUGGCUCUUUGGACAGCGAGUCGGGGAUUUUCUCCUGCGUGUUUGAUCACUCUGAGAGCCGUUUAAUCACGGCCGAGGCGGACAAAACCAUCAAAGUGUACAAGGAAGAUGACACAGCGACGGAGGAAACCCACCCGGUCAGCUGGAAACCAGAAAUCCUGAAGAGAAAACGAUUCUAAAGUCAAUUGUAUUUUUAACUUUGUAGCCGCAAACUUGAUUGUGAAAAAUAAAAAAAAAAAAGUGUUGUACUGGG